AUGACAUCCCCAGGUCCUUCGAGCGAAGCCUACGUGCUAGGUGUGGGCUUGACCCAAUUUCUCAAGCCACGUCGUACCCGCGAAUAUCCCGAAUUGGGGUAUGAGGCCGGUGUCAAGGCAAUGAUCGAUGCAAAAAUUAAUUAUGACGAUGUUCAGACCGGUAUUGGAUGCUACUGCUAUGGUGAUACAACAUCAUCUCAGCGCAUUUUCUACCAGUUUGGCAUGACCGGAAUUCCCAUUUAUAAUACCAACAACGCAUGUGCUACAGGAUCCACGGGCCUUCACUUAGCACGCAGUAUGGUGCGAGGGGGUCUUGCGGAUUGUAUCCUAGUGAUUGGAUUCGAGCAAAUGCGCCCAGGUUCGAUCAAAAGCGUGUGGGAUGACCGACCCAGCCCCUUGGGCCCUUCGACCACGAUGAUGGAAGAGACAUAUGGGAAACAUGGAUCGCCACGGAAUGCGCAAUAUUUUGGGAAUGCGGGGCAAGAAUACAUGGAAAGAUUCGGCGCUGCGGCUGAGGACUUUGCGGAGAUCGCGCGUGUCUCCCAUGAACAUUCUCAGCGCAAUCCCUAUGCGCAAUUUCGCACAAAAUAUUCAUUGGAGGAGAUCCUGAACUCCACACCCGUUCACGGCCCCCUCACAAAACUGCAGUGCUCCCCGACGAGUGACGGUGCCGGGGCCGCGGUAAUCGUGUCGCAACGCUUUCUGGAUGCUCGCCCGCAUCUCAAGUCCCAGGCAAUUCACAUAGCUGGUCAGCAACUGCUCACCGAUGGACCUGAGGUUUACUCUCGGAGUGCGAUCGAUUUAGUCGGAUUUAACAUGUCGCGCCAAGCGGCUCUCCUCGCGAUGAAGGAAGCUCAAGUCGAGGCUAAGGAUAUCAAAGUAUGUGAGCUUCACGACUGCUUCUCGACAAAUGAACUCCUGCUACUGGAUGCGCUGGGCUUUUCAGAGCCUGGAAAGGCACACGAGAUGGUUCGCCGGGGUGACAUCACUUACGGUGGGCGUGGUCCGAUUAUAAACCCUUCGGGUGGGUUGAUUUCCAAGGGACACCCCUUGGGAGCAACAGGCCUAGCGCAGUGUGCUGAGCUGACUUGGCAACUUCGUGGUUGGGCGAACAACCGUCUUGUUUCCAACACGGAUGUUGCCCUACAGCAUAAUCUGGGAUUAGGAGGCGCGGUUGUCGUUACAGUUUACAAGAGAGCAGAUGGGCAGACGAACCGAGAGGUAUCUGAUGGGGAGAUUCGGCAGGUCUCUGGUGCAGGGUACAAUCCUGCUGUUGAGGCUCGUUACAUCACUCCUGAAGAUGGUGAGCGCGUGCGAAGCAAGACAAAACGCCACGAUUAUGUCUUGCAGGACACCGUGGGAAAGCUUCGAUCCCGGAUUUAA
Penicillium pulvis is the source of this 1383-nucleotide messenger RNA. RefSeq lists its product as uncharacterized. Lineage: Eukaryota; Fungi; Ascomycota; Eurotiomycetes; Eurotiales; Aspergillaceae. The record is from RefSeq and is a predicted model, not a curated record. The coding region runs from base 1 to 1383 and encodes 460 amino acids. The transcript is spliced from 2 exons. Gene Ontology annotation, molecular function: acyltransferase activity, transferring groups other than amino-acyl groups.